Trichoplax adhaerens is the source of this 1596-nucleotide messenger RNA. RefSeq lists its product as uncharacterized. The coding region runs from base 1 to 1596 and encodes 531 amino acids. The transcript has 8 exons. The record is from RefSeq and is a predicted model, not a curated record. NCBI's taxonomy places the organism in Eukaryota, Metazoa, Placozoa, Uniplacotomia, Trichoplacea, Trichoplacidae. Gene Ontology annotation, molecular function: CoA-ligase activity.
AUGGAGAUACAAAGUAAACAUGACUGUAAGUUACCAGAGGAUCUUAAUCUGGUGGAUUUCAUCUUUGAAUAUUUUGAUAAAUACGGCGAUAGAGAGGCCGUGGUCGAUGCUGCCAGUGGCCGAUGCUAUACUUAUGCACAAAUUCGAGGAUUAGCUCGUAAAUUUGCUUCUGCUUUAACUCGCCGUGGUCUACAGAAGGGCGAUACUGUUGCCGUCUACUCACCUAAUAUUCCUGAAUAUCCAAUCGUCUUCUUUGGUAUUAUAAUAGCUGGUGGUACUAUUACUACUUGCAAUCCGUUAUACACUCCUAAAGAGUUAUCUCAUCAAUUGCAUCUUGCUGAAGCAAAGCACAUUUUUACUGUUAAUCUGUUUGCUGAAAAAGCCAAGGAGGCAGCAUUUCUAAGCAAAAUUUCUAACAUUUACGUCCUUGGAAGUCCAACUGGUGACGGUAUAACAUCUUUUCAAGAAUUACUAGCUGACGAUGGUAGCUAUCUGAAAGAAGUUAAGUUCGACGUUCGUGAAGAUGUGGCUGUAUUACCAUUUUCGAGUGGUACGACAGGAUUGCCAAAAGGCGUAAUGCUAACGCAUCACAAUAUUGUCAGUAACGUCAGUCAAGCAACGAUUAAGGGCUUCUUUUACGUGAAUACUGAUGAUACAAUAUUGGCUUUAUUACCAUGGUUCCAUAUUUAUGGUAUGGUAACUAUUCUAUUUGCUGGAUUGCGCUUUGGCGCUAAAAUAAUUUCCAUGGCAAGAUUCGAGCCAAAAGCGUUUCUUGAGACUAUUCAGAAGCAUAAGAUUACUAUAGCUCCAAUAGUACCACCUAUCGCUGUAUUUCUGUCGAAACAUCCACUAGUAGACAGCUUCGACGUUUCCAGUUUAAAAGAUGUUAUAAGUGCAGCUGCACCUUUGGGUAAGGAAACUCAAGCUGCGCUGGGGACAAGAUUAGGAGUAAAUGUUCGGCAAGGUUAUGGUAUGACUGAGUUAAGUCCAGUUAUUACCGUAUCUAUUUCGGAAGGAAAUGUGAUUGGUUCAGCCGGAGUAUUGAUUCCACAUACCAAAGCUAAGACCGUAGAUAUUCAAACUGGUGAGGCCUUAUCUUAUGGAAAAUCGGGAGAGUUAUGCUUCAAAGGACCGCAGGUCAUGAAGGGCUAUUUGAAAAACAAAGCAGCAACAGAUAGAACCAUCGAUGCAGAUGGGUGGCUUCAUACUGGAGAUAUUGGUUAUUAUGAUGAGAGCGGACACUUUUAUAUCGUGGAUCGUCUGAAAGAAUUGAUUAAAUAUAAAGGAUUUCAGGUUGCGCCUGCUGAGUUAGAAGAGUUGCUUUUGACUCAUCCUAAAGUUGCUGAUGCUGCAGUUAUUGGUGUUCCUGAUGUUGAUGCUGGUGAAUUACCAAAAGCUUUCGUGGUAAAGCGAGCAAAUGAUAUUACUGAGGAAGAAAUUAUUGCUUUUAUUGCAUCAGAAGUCGGUCCUCAUAAAAAACUACGUGGAGGAGUAGAAUUUAUCGAAAGUAUUCCUAAAUCGGCUAGUGGUAAAAUUUUGCGACGGCAGUUGAAAGCUCAAGAAAUUGAAAAAUGUGAAAAGGAUAAAUCAAGUUGA